Euleptes europaea (tarantolino) is the source of this 1243-nucleotide messenger RNA. RefSeq names its product pro-apoptotic WT1 regulator (gene PAWR). The record is from RefSeq and is a predicted model, not a curated record. The coding region runs from base 1 to 942 and encodes 313 amino acids. Gene Ontology annotation, cellular component: cytoplasm. The transcript has 6 exons. Gene Ontology annotation, biological process: positive regulation of apoptotic process; apoptotic process. Lineage: Eukaryota; Metazoa; Chordata; Lepidosauria; Squamata; Sphaerodactylidae.
AUGGCCACCGGGGGCUACCGGGCCGGCGGCGCCAACAACACCACCACCGACUUCCUGGAGGAGUGGAAAGCCAAGCGGGAGAAGAUGCGGGCCAAGCAGGCGCCGCCGGGAGCGGGGGACUGCAAGGCUGCGGGGGGCGUCGCCGUCGUGACGGCCGCCCCCCCCGCCGCCGCCGCCGAGCUCCACAAUAACGGCGGCGGCGUCGUCCCCCUGGCGGCCAGGUGCGGCCCCAAGGAGCCCCCGUCGCCGUCCCCGGCGGCGGGCAGCGCGGAGGCCUCGGCGGGGGGGCCUGCCGAGGAAGAGCCGGAGAAAGCGGCGGCCAAGGGCAAGGGCUCGUGGGGCCCCAGCGCCCGCAAGGGCAAAGGGCAGAUCGAGAAGAGGAAGCUGAGGGAGAAGAGGCGCUCCACGGGGGUGGUCAACAUCCCGGCCGCUGAGAGUUUAGAUGAAUAUGAUGAUGAUGAAGCAGGACAAAAGGAGCGUAAAAGGGAAGAUGCAAUCACACAACAGAAUACAAUGCAGAAUGAAUCAGCCAGCACAGACCCAAGUGCUUCAUUCAUAUUACAGGAAAACUCUAGGACUGUUUCAAACAGAUAUAAAAGCACAACAAAUACAGCAGACGAUGAUGUUUCUAGUAGAUACUCACGAGCAGCAGACAGGACAGGAUAUAACAGAUAUAGCAGGGAAGCAAAUUCUUCUGUCAAUAUCAUACCAAACAAUUCUUUGGAAAAGAAAAUUGAAGAACUUGAAAAGGAGCUUGCUAAAGAGAGGCAAGAAAACCUAAGGCUUGUAAGGACAGCACAAGACAAAGAAGAGUUGAUUGGUAAACUGAAGGAAGAAAUUGAUUUACUAAAUAGGGACCUUGAUGAUAUAGAAGAUGAAAAUGAGCAAUUAAAGCAGGAAAAUAAGACACUGUUAAAAGUUGUUGGACAGCUGACAAGGUAGAAGAUGGAAUCCGCGAAGAGGAACAAAAUAUAAAAACUACUGAUUGAAUGUUAAAGAUCAAGGCUAGAACAUUUCCUCUGUUGCAAUAUGUCAAAACAACUGUCUUUAUAUUUAUUGUUGUGGGUGGGGUGGGGAGGAUGAAUGCUUUACAUAAUGCUCUUUCUUCCUUAAGUAAAACUAUCAAGUUCUAUGACUACUCUUAAACUUUUAUCCAAGAUACAUAACUCGAAUAUUGACAUCUCGUAAAACAUCAGAAUCCUGAUACCGAUGGGUCUUUAGAUUUAUAUGUACAUGGCCCAGU